AUGGUGAAGCUUACGAAACGGACGCAAGCGCUUUUAGGGCUGGGAGCGUUUGGUGGCGGGCUGGCAUAUUACUAUUGCUAUUUGAAUAAUCAAUGUCCGAGGAACUCUAAGUCGUACCGGCUGAAGAAUGAUGUUUCAGUAACGCCAACAAAUAAGAGUUGCAGUUGCAGCUCUAAGCUAGUUAAAAAAGAACGAUUACACCAAAUCGACGAGGCAGAUGAGGCUGAGUUCAGAGAAUACCCGAAGCCGAGUCACAACGUGUUCCUCAUAAGGCACGGGGAAUACGACGAAAAUGGUCAACUUACAGAGUUUGGUCAAUACCAGGCGAAACUAACAGCGGCGAGGCUGAACGCGAUGCACAUGCGAUGGCAAGAGCUGGUCUCGUCCACGAAGCUGCGAGCCCAAGAAACAGCUUCCAUCAUAGCUGACGAACAAGCCCAACAACUGGCCGUCAUAAGCUCCGAGCUCCUAGAUGAGACUAAUCUUGAUAAGUCUGCCAACAAAGAAAAAGUUGAGGAAGCGUAUAAACUUUACUUCCACCCACCCAUGGCUGACCAGAAGGACAAUACGUACACCAUACUUGUGGGACACGGAAACGUAUUUCGAUACUUUAUUUGCAGGGCCCUCGGGUGUCCCGUAGAGAACUACCUGCGCAUAACCCUGCACCACGGGUCCAUCACAUGGAUUACGAUCAAGCCUAAUGGCUACGAGAAAGUCUGGAGUGUCGGCGAAAUUAGUCACAUGCCGCGGAAGAAUAUGUCCUACUCCAAUAUAUUUAAAGCUCCUAUUUCGUAA
Molecule: messenger RNA, 795 nt
Organism: Pectinophora gossypiella (pink bollworm)
Lineage: Eukaryota; Metazoa; Arthropoda; Insecta; Lepidoptera; Gelechiidae
Product: serine/threonine-protein phosphatase Pgam5, mitochondrial-like
Exons: 5
Coding region: 1-795 (264 amino acids)
Biological process (GO): positive regulation of mitochondrial fission
Cellular component (GO): mitochondrion
Source: RefSeq, a predicted model, not a curated record